This is a messenger RNA of Periophthalmus magnuspinnatus, 6890 nucleotides long. RefSeq names its product RAB11 family interacting protein 5a (class I) (gene rab11fip5a). The transcript has 7 exons. The coding region runs from base 557 to 4921 and encodes 1454 amino acids. The record is from RefSeq and is a predicted model, not a curated record. Lineage: Eukaryota; Metazoa; Chordata; Actinopteri; Gobiiformes; Gobiidae. Gene Ontology annotation, biological process: regulated exocytosis. Gene Ontology annotation, molecular function: small GTPase binding. Gene Ontology annotation, cellular component: mitochondrion; secretory granule; recycling endosome.
UCAUAACUCCAGAAUGAGCUAGCUAACAGCACGGAGAAGCUACGACCAAACAAACAGCAAAUGGAUGAAAACAGUGUAUUUCUCGUACUUUUAUUUGAAAUUUACGUUGAGGAUGUACCUGUUUGAGUUACCGGAGGACCUUUGAAUGCAGGCAGUUCUUAUCUUUUUGUGUGUUUUUACAUGUUUGUUGGUCAGUUUGUGUAAUUUGCAGCUGUUUAUAUAGCUGCAGAUAUCCCGUGGGCAGAAGCACGUGCAUUCCUCCACAGCCUGAAGGGGGGUAAAGGCGUGACGUCGCUGCCCGCAGAGAGGCCCGUACGGCGGGGCGAGAGAGGCAGGGGACGGACGCUGCUGCUGCUGCUACUACCGCUGCGGCAGAGACAGCGAGUGCACGGAGCUACCGGCAACUUACGAGAGGAGACACGACAGCCAUAAUGCGGCACCGCCCGACAACCCUGGAGCUGAUGUGACUACGCGAAUCAGGGAGGAAGCGGCGGACGGCAGCACCACCUCUCCUCGGCGCAGACAGGCAGGUCAGUCUGUCUGUCUGGAGGUGGACAUGUCCUCGCUAAACCCGGAGGACGACCAGAAAUGGGUACCGACACAUGUUCAGGUGACGGUGCUCAAAGGCAGAGGACUGCGGGGCAAGGGCAAGAAUGGCACCAGCGAUGUGUACACUAUCAUCCAGCUGGGGAAGGAGAAAUACUCAACCUGCGUGGCAGAGAAGACAACCGAGCCGGAGUGGAGGGAGGAGUGCACGUUUGAACUGCAGCCAGGUGCCUUGGAGAGCGGCAGCGAGCUGGUCCUCAUCGUCAUGCACCGGGCUCUCAUUGGGCUAGAUGUGUUCUUGGGACAGGCAGUGAUUCCUCUGGACAAGGUGUUUACAGCGAACAGAGGCGUGAAAAACGAGUGGUACAGACUGAAUUCAAAGACAGGGAAGAAGGAGAAAGAGCGAGGAGACAUCCAAGUCACUGUGCAGUUCACCAGAAACAAUCUAACGGCCAGUAUGUACGACCUGGUCAUGAAGGACAAGGGCGUCUCCACCUUUUUUAAACUGAAGGAGCGCAUUAAGGGCAAGAGGCACUCCAAUGAAGAGGACUCCUCGUCGGCCAUAUUGCCUGGCGGAUACGGUUCGCUGGUGCGCAUGCGGCAGAGGUUGCCUAGUGACGGCGGAGGAGAGGAGUACUAUGAGGAUGAUGAGGGCGGAGAGGUCCGGAGGAGUAAGAUGAGAACCUUCUUCUUGAGAGGGAAGCUGCGUAAGUCCUCAGACACUCGCUCCAGCACGUCCCUGGGCUCAGAGAGCAGUGAGUCGUCCUCCAGAGGGGGCAGCCUCAGCCCCACCGCCGGCAUCAGUGUGGUGGUGUCUGACCUGUCCAACUCACCCAGCAACAGCAGCAACCUGACCGCAGACAACAGCCCAGAGCACACAGCAAACACGUCGCCAAAGUUGUCCUCUCCCAAAUGUGAGUUUGGGGAUGAGGCCGGUGAGAUCACCAUCGCAGUGCCUCAGCCCAAAGUGUGCGUUAACGGAAGCCAUUCUCUCAGCGUCCAGCCGCUGGACUCAGGAAAAGCAGCAGCGCCGCACGGUCUGGGACUGUUGAAGCCUUUGCCCCUGUCCAUGUCCCUCCAGAACCUCAGCCCGCGGGACAGAGACCUGCCCCCGGACAUCCUGGGAGACGGGCGCCGCUGGUCCUUCGACAAGCCUGAUGCAGAAGAGAAGGCAGCGAUCGCAGCAGCGCUGGAGCAAAGUGGGCCCAUGCAGGGAGACCCUGAAGAGGACAGUUUAAGCAGUGUGGCAGACACCCAGAAACAGAGCAAAGACCAGUCUGAACCUGCCCUGACAGAGGACAGGCACAGAGGCUGGUUUGGAUCCAAGGACUCGCACAACAAACCCAGCCACAGCGGGGUGGUGUCACCCACAGACCCUGACUCCCCUCACUCACCCCCUCUCUCCAGGGGAAACUCUAUAGACUCCUUUGGGCCCCUUUUUAACCUCUUCAGCCCCUCACAGCCCUCACCUCCACCCCUGUCCCACUCCAAUCCCUUUUUCACCACUCUGCACAACCCCUUCUAUAAAGACAUGUCCUGCACUCAGCCCCUGAAUGCUUCACCGCCGCCUCUGCCAUUUCUCUCUAGUGCUCGUCCUCCUAUAGCCACGCUCUUCCCGGAGGUCAACAUGCAGUCCAGCACAGAGGGCCGCAGCACCGACUUCCCAAAGAAAGCAGAGACCGAAAAUAGUGAAGAGAUAAAACUAAACCAGAAGAUGCCCAAUCCUUUCAGCUCAGAACCAGGGCUGGACUCAGAACUGGACCAUUCCUUUGACGAGUUUGCAGCUGGCAGGCUCCAGUCUCCAGACCAUCUGACCUCUGACCCCAAAACACAGUCAAACACACCCAGCAGUGAUCCUCCAUUCCAUUGUAUAAAUAAAGACACAAUGCCACUUAAGUCUGACGCUGAACAAACCACUAAUGACUGCCUAUGUUUUCAACCUAUGCACAUUUUUACAACUUUAGACACUAAGGACACACAUCACUUUUUCACUAAACUACUAGACACUAUCCCAGAAAACAGCAUGGAACAUGACUGUAAACCCGGUGGUGAGGCUCAACAAACUUCUCAAGUGAACGCAGAUAUCUCCAACGACUCUAAUGGUGAAAUUUCAGAUCAAAAGUUCAACAGCAGUUCGCCUGACCCUUCGUCUUCAGGCAUUGGCAGCUCAGCGGAAGAAGAUGGCCUCUCUUGCUUCUCUUCCUGCUCUGCAUCAGACAAGCUCUCGUCUUCAGAGGAAGCUGAGGUGCACAACUUGGAGAGCAGCUUUGAGAAAAAAACUGAAGAGGACUUCACAGACAAGUCAGAGGAUAUGUCCUUAGACCAGCAAACUGUAAUUGAGGACUACACCAAGGAGGCCAUCGCAAAUAGCUCUAAACUAGAAAGUACACCUUCUGUCACCAAUACAGGGAUUGAAAUUGAGAAAUGUCACACAAAUCCUGACCCAGAGCCAGAUAUAGAAUCUUCUGAAAGGGAACGCUCUCCAACCCUCCCUCCAGUUUUUGUCACAACCUCCUCCCCAGGGCUGUCCGACUCACUCUCUUGUGCCAUUGAGAACACAAAUGUGGUGGAACGGGAUCAGCUUUCACCUAUCCCCGUGGCACUUUUCACUGAUUUCCCAAACACAAGCAGCAUAAGUCUGAGUCGUGACACCUCCCUGUCGCACACAGAUGCCUCAGACAGAACCAGUUUUGCACACAGCUUGUACGUGAGCGCAGAUUCCCAGGAAUAUCAAACUUGUCUGACGCAUGCAACUUCAGGACACUUGGAAAAAUCUGCUAAUUCAACACUUUGUCUGACGCAAAAUAGUAUUCAAAUGGCAAAUCAUACAGCAACAGACCUGGACAACUUCUUCAAUACCAGAAAUGACAAUGAUAUGCAACCUGCCAGACAAGAUGGAGGACUAUUUGGUGAUUUUAAUGGAGCAACAUUUGAGACCAAUUUCACCAAUUUCACCGCGAUGGACAACUUCAGUUUACAAAGUCCUAAAGAGAUGGUAUUUGAAAAUGACAUGUUUACCAAGGAUAUCGAUGGAAUAUUCGUUGUCAAGCAAAUUAGCAUCCAGGAGGUUAGUAAUACAGCUACAGACACAGAAGACCUCUUUAAUAACAAACAUUCAAAUGAUAAAACCAUUAAACAAGGAGGAUUUGAUUCUGAUUUUAAUACAUUUGAGACAAAUUUUACACAAUUGGGAAAUAAUUUUAAAAAUCCAAACCAGGAAGUGCCUGUGGAUGCUAUAUUUUCAAACUGUCACAAUGGGUUAUUUGGUGAUGUGAAAGGAGAAAAGUUUGAGUCAAGUUUCACAGCAGUGGAUGACUUCAUUUUACAAAGUGACCCAGUCUCCCCACAACAAGACUUCAUUGUUGAAGACGUGUUUUCAAACAAUCCCAAUGGAGGUUAUUUUGACGAUUGGGUAGGUGCCAAGAUUGAGUCAGAUUACACAGAUGGAACCUUCAGUUUACAGAGUUCGAAAGAAGAAGUGCUCGAUGAUAUAAGUCGAGAUUUAUUUGAUAGUGACGUAAUCUUUGAGUCAAACCUCACAGCUGCAGAUGACUUCAUUUUACAAAGUCACAAACAGCAAGCCAAUGAUUUGUAUUCAAAACAUCAGGACCAAGCAUUUGACAACAUAUUUGAGACGAAUUUUACACCAGUGGACAUUUCUAGUUUACAAAGUGAUCAUCAUUCAAAACAGGAGAGUCUGAAAGCGGAAGCCCCCACUCUGCAGCGUUCCCAGUCCGUAGGCUUCCUAGUCCCGGCCUUCGACGAACUACAGCUGUCUGCUUUUGGGAGUGACCCUGAGUUAACCUCCUCUAAACCCCAACCAGACCUGCUUCUCUUCUCUCCCUUCACUCCUUCUCUAAUUCCUCAGUGCAGUAGCUCCCCUCUAGCGCUCUGUCCCCCUCCUCCUGUCGCCGAUGCAGCCUCGCGGGGGUUGCCCACUCAGCAGCAGCAGCAGGCAGCCAAUCAGCUCGUCAGUCCACACCCUGUGAAACCCCUGACCACUGCCACCGCGGGCGAGGAGAAGAGGACAGAGAGCCGGUCUAUGCUUGAGAAGCUCAAGUUCACCAGAAACGCAGGAAAAAGCAGCCAGUGCAGCGAUGACAGUGACAAAAAGAAGUCUCUGACAGAGGGCGCGGGCUCCUACUACCACCUGACGCACAGUGAACUGGUGGCUCUGCUGGUGCAGCGGGAGGCGGAGCUCCAGAGUCAGAAGGUGGAGUUUGAGCGACAGAAAAUCCUUUUGGCCAAACGAGAGACUGAGCUGAAGAAGCUGAAGCCGCAGGUCAGAGAUUUAGAGGACUACAUUGACACUCUGCUGGUGAGAAUCAUGGAGCAGAAACCCACUCUCCUGCAAGUGCGCUCCAAGUUCAAGUGACCGCCCUUUGGCUUUGUUCACUAUAAAACUUCCACAAUGGCUCUUUAGUCUUUUCACUGCUCGGCUGUCCUUUUGAUACAGUUACACAGGCACUGAGAGGUUUCCAGACAGCAUGCUCCUCUGAACAAAACACAUGGUCGAGCGGUCUGAAGGUCGCGUGAAGGUCACGUGCAGAACGUCGCAGGUCCUCAGGUUGAAUUCAGGUCGGUUUUGGGCUCUCCCAGAGGGGCUUCAAGACCCAGACGCUUUCAUUUAGGACACUGAUUGUAGAAAUGAUACUCUCACCUUCACCACUUUGAUCACGGAAUAUGGGGAAGUCUCAAUCCAAAACACCCACACUAUAUGAAAGGCAUUGUCACUCCUCGUUAGUUAUGUGCCAAUGCCCCUGAUGACUGACAAUCAGUAAUUAACACUUUUUUAAUAUAACUAGCUCAUUUUACUAAUUUUAAUUGAUUUAUAUUGCCAAAUUCAGAAGUGUGUGUUGUUUUAUUAACUUAAUUAUGCACAUACUUAAACAUUUACAGCAUUCAUCAUCAAAUGUCUCUCUGCAUUCAAAGCUGCUUCUAAAAACAAUAAAUAAAACAAUUUAAUAUAAAAUAGAGAGGCUCUUAAUCCUAACACCUGCCCCAUAGUGCCAUAUGUCAAUCACAUUCCUUACAUUCUAAGAUUAUAAACUCAUAGUGAGCCUAAUUUGCAGUAAUAUUUACAAAGAAAUAUUUGGCCUACAUUUGAUCCUUAUGUUUGAAAUGAAGAAUUGGUCUGUUCUUUCAGUUCAUUCUAAAGGACUGAAGGGUAUUUCUGAGGGACUAAUAUCACAGUUUUAUAGCACUUUUAAUUUGUAGUUUUAGGAAAAUAAAUUAUUGUACUUGUAAAUUUUGAAUUAAAUGUCACCGCCAAGGCUAACACAUUUUUUACAUAAUAUUUUUGUGAUUUGUUUUACACUGCAAGUUAUCUCAAGAUAAAGCCAGAUAAAGCUUUACCUUACCCGUUUCAUCUCAUCAUAUACACUGGAUGUUUUGGACUGACACUCAGCCAUUCUCUUUUAAUCAAUACCAAGUGCUUUGACUCGUUUUUUGAUGGAUGGACAAACCAAAUUGUUCAACCACAUCGCUAGGACCUGGUUAUAGCGCCUUCAAAAGUGUCUUCUACAGUGAAAAGGCAGUUUAUCUUGUUCAUUUAUUCAUGCACUGAUGUGUCUACCCACAGUUCAUAGUGUUUUUUAUCUGGGUUAUCAGUAUCACAAGCAGCAUCACCUGUUUUCUGAUGUCAUGCUUUGCCCACAUGUGUUAUCAGCUUAUCAGCUUCCUACGCUGUUCCCUAAAUUUAUAGCAUAUAAACCAAAUGCUGCCUUAUUUCUGCUUUGUCACUUCAUUUUACUCUUCAAAUAAAGGGGCAUUUGCUCAUUAUAAUUUUUUCAUCAUUGUAUUGAAACACUGCACAAAAUUAUGCAGAACAGUAGACAAUGAGCAAAUGUUACUGUGAAAUGCCAAAUAUAGUCUUAAUACUUAAUCUUUGGAGCAGAGCGAGUAACCACAAAAGUAUACAGAUUACUAAACCACAUUUAAAAGCAUUGUGGAUGUCCGUGCACUAAAUCUCAUCUCUGCUCUACCUAUGUCAGUAUCGGUAAAGUUAGAUAAUCACAAAAUACUACUGCACUUACAACUUGCUCUGGGCUUCCACAGUAAACAGUUAGCCAGUGAGCUUAGAGCGUCCUCCAUCUUGGUUUUAUCCUAGACCAGUGGUAGAGGCGUAUUUUAAUGUGGCACUCAUAGAAUACAGUUUGUCUCCAUGUCUUCCAUUUUAAAGCAGUUUUAAGUUAAAGUUUGAUUGUAUUUGUCCUGACUGAGUAGCUGUUCGAAUGUGCUCAAAGGUAGCGUGUAAGACUGGAAAGUUUACAAACGUGAUGCAAUUCUGUUUCACAAAUUUUGUAUAUUUAAUAAAGAAUAUUUUGUGUUUCUUGCUCACCGUA